CGUCUCUGUUGAAGAACAACUAUGUAUUAUAAUUCUGAUAAGGUUGGCUUGCUUUUUCCCUCAAGAAAUAUAAUCUAAUAUCAAGCACCAGCAAGUCUUUUUCCUCUUCAACUUUCUCGUAACUUUCUCACAAUUCCUCCUCCAGCUUGGUACUUAUUUACAAGCCUCUUGGUGUUAAUCCAAAUCCUUUUUGGUGUUGGAUCCAAUUUCUCCUUUUGUUUCUAAUUCCUCAAUUACUCAUAUAUAAUCCCCAUCAAAUCCUAAUCUAAUAAUACAUAUGUUUGCUUUUGAUUUUUUCCCCAAGAUUUAUACCUUCAAAUCCUAAUCCCAUUUCAACAAGGAAUUGGUUCGUUUCAAAUUUUGAAUGAAUAAUCACCCUUGAACAAGGAUUUGAUUUGUUCCCAAUUCUUUAAUUAUUCCUAAUACUUCCAAAAUCCUAUUAAGAUAAAAUCCAUAUUUGUUACUGAUUUAUCCAAAAAUUGGCCUCACCCUACGUAUAUACCCCUUGGUGAUAGCUCGGAGAAAGAGAGAAAGAAUAGCAGCAAUCAAGAAAGGUCACUCACAGCCCCGGGUAUGAACGGUAAUAAUUUCUUUCAAUUUUAUGAAACUUCAUUCACUCUUUCUUUCAACCCUAAUUAAGGGGAGAAUAUCUUACUGCUACGAUUUAGUUUCACCAACGAGAGAAGGGUAUUUCCAAUUAACUGGAAAACAGUAAUUCCUCCACCCAGUGUUCCAGUUUUUAAAGAGAGAGAAAGUAUACAUAAAGUGCCUACAAUCACAGGCAUUAUCAUUAUAUAUGUGUGUGUGUAAAAUAGAGUGCACACAGAACAAUGGAAACUUGCAUAAUCUUGACUCUUGAAGGGGCCAUCUUCCAGUACUUGGAUACCGUUAUACAGUACCGAUAAUAAAAGGCUGUUUUCAUUGGUUUUAAAGAUAAUUCUCCCGAAAAUUUUAAAAUUAAAUGAAAUCAAUGAUUGUCAUUAAAUUUAAGGAAAGGAGAAACACAAGCAUGGAAGGAACAUGAUUACUCUACUGUCUCGCAAAUUACAGCAAACUAGCUCACCUGUGGAACACAAUGUGGGAUCAUACCCGAUAGCAAGUAUGAGAGAGGAGAAACUUACAAAGAAGCCAUUAGCCACAACUGCCCUACCAAUAACGCUAUCCCUUGUCCUCUUAUCUUCUUCAUGUAAGAAUCAUGUUGACUCACAUUAUAUUAAAGUUUAUUUUAUCAGAUGUAAUCGUAUUUAUUUGAUAAAUUAAUAAAAGAUUUAAUAAGAUAAUUAAAUACUAAAAUUCAAUUUGAUUUCGAAAAUAUAUACAACUCUUGAUAAGCUUUGAUGGAAGGCCACAUCUUAGCCUAUAAAUAAGAGUUUGAACCUCUCUUUCUAUCCCAACUAAUAUAAAAUCAAAUUAACGUACAAUUUUUCCUCCAUCAUCAAGAUCAAGGGAUCAAGGGAGAUAAAUCAAAUCCUUUUAUUCUUUUCAUCAAUUGGCAGCAUCUUUUACAUGGUGAUUAAGGACAAAAUAUGUCGUGAAGCGCAGACCAUGCUUCUGGUUGACCACCCUAAUGUCGUUAAAGCACAUUGCUCAUUUGUAAGCGGUCAUAAUCUAUGGGUUGUGAUGCCAUUCAUGGCUGGAGGUUCUUGUCUCCAUAUAUUGAAGGCUGCUCAUCCUGAUGGUUUUGAGGAGGCUGUUAUUGCAACAGUUCUGCGUGAGGUGUUGAAGGGCUUGGAAUAUCUUCAUCAUCAUGGACACAUACAUCGUGAUGUCAAGGCUGGAAAUAUUCUUAUUGAUUCACAAGGUGCAAUUAAGCUUGGAGAUUUUGGUGUAUCUGCUAGCUUGUUUGAUUCUGGUGAUAGACAACGGACAAGGAAUACAUUUGUUGGGACACCAUGCUGGAUGGCACCUGAGGUUAUGGAGCAAUUACAUGGUUAUGACUUCAAGGCUGACAUCUGGUCCUUUGGCAUUACUGCUUUAGAGCUUGCCCAUGGUCAUGCUCCUUUCUCAAAGUAUCCUCCAAUGAAGGUAUUGCUUAUGACCUUGCAAAAUGCUCCUCCUGGCCUUGAUUAUGAGAGGGAUAAGAAGUUUUCUAAGUCAUUUAAGCAGAUGAUUGCUAGUUGUUUGGUGAAAGAUCCUUCCAAACGGCCUUGUGCACGCAAAUUGUUAAAGCAUUCCUUCUUUAAACAAGCUAAGUCAAAUGAUUAUAUAGCGGGAAAACUUUUGGAAGGGCUUCCAACCCUUGGUGAUCGUCUUAAAGCCUUGAAGAAAAAGGAAGAAGAUAUGGUAGCACAGAAGAAAAUACCAGAUGGGCAAAUGGAGGAGAUGUCACAGAAUGAAUACAAACGAGGGAUUAGUGGUUGGAACUUCAAUCUUGAAGACAUGAAGGCACAAGCUUCCCUGAUCCAGGAUGAGGACAUUAUAUAUGAAAAAGAUCAAGAAGGAAGCACAGUUUCAUCUGGGCUUGACCCUGAAAAGAAACUUCAGCAUCAGUUUUCUGGUUACUAUUCACAAGCUUCAGAUAUAGAAAAUAAUGAUCUGAUGCAGAAUCAAUCAUCUUGUCCAUCAGAAGACUCAGCUGCGCUCAAUACCUUAACUAAACACGAGAAAUCUGAAGAUGAUUCAAGUGUUGCUAGUUCAACUAAUGAGCACCAAGUUUCACAAAAUUCUUCUCCCCAUUUUGUGGAUGGUGUUGAAAGUAAUUUGGCCAGAAAACCUUGUUUGGAAGGUAGUGGAAAAUUAUUUGAUGGCAUGGCUGUGCUGGGUCUUCCAAGGAGGGGAGGUUCAUUGGGCAACCUCAUUUUUCCAGAUUCUAGUUGUCUCCCUACCAAUGGAGAGAGUGAUAAAUUGCAAAAUCAUCUCCAAAGCAUCUCAAGUUCUGGUAGAUCUGUUGCACCCGGAGUAGAUGACGCACCUCUUGAAAUACCCUCUAGAGCAAAUGUCGACGAGCUUGAUGAGAAGGCAAAGCCAGUUAUCCAGCAAAAGGGACGUUUCAAGGUUACAUCCGAGAAUGUAGACUUAGGAAAGGUGGCCCCCUCUCCUAUGAUGCAAAAGAGUUACAGCAUGCAGGUUCUUACCCAACAUCCGUCCAGUCUUCUUCCAUCACCAUCGGAAGCCACAGCACGGAAUCAUUGUCAUUCCCUUCUUCAGACGUUGCAGUCUGUUCUGCAGACAAAUAUUGUUCAAAGAGAUAUUAUUCUAAGCCUAAUGAAGCAAGUCUCUGCUGGUGACUUAACAGUUGAUGUAGGAGGGAUGCCACUGAAUACUGGAGCAUUGGAGAAAUCAUUGCUGGAGGCAGCCAAUGAUAGGAAGAGGGAACUUAUUCAUGAAAUAGCUGAUUUACAAUGGAGGCUAAUAUGUGCCCAAGAAGAGCUACAGAAACAAAAAGCAGAAAAUGCUCAGGUAUAAUUUCAUCACUAAUGACAAUACACAAAUGAAGAACAACAUUCUGUGCCAAAACCAAAGGCGGAUAAGUAGGAAAAAUAGCAAGGAAAUUACAUCUGCCAACUAAACCUAUUAGAGGUCAACCCUACAGGAAGGUUUCUUCGAAGUUUUGGUUUUCUAUUUAUAUCUGCAGACCCCUGGUUAAAUGGUUCUUGUACAUGAUUAUAGUGUUAUCUUCUCCUGUUCCUUGUAAUAUAUUUCUGUUAGACCUUUGUAUUUUGGAGUUUCUCAAGUACAUAAUAAAAAGCUGUUUAUUUAGUUUGUGCAGUUCCUCCCUUCUUUUCAAGUACAUA
This is a messenger RNA of Diospyros lotus (date-plum), 3734 nucleotides long. RefSeq lists its product as uncharacterized. Lineage: Eukaryota; Viridiplantae; Streptophyta; Magnoliopsida; Ericales; Ebenaceae. The transcript has 21 exons. The record is from RefSeq and is a predicted model, not a curated record. Gene Ontology annotation, molecular function: protein kinase activity; protein serine/threonine kinase activator activity; ATP binding. Bases 1507 to 3405 code for a protein of 632 amino acids. Gene Ontology annotation, biological process: protein phosphorylation.